Cotesia glomerata is the source of this 1631-nucleotide messenger RNA. RefSeq names its product spermine oxidase-like. Gene Ontology annotation, molecular function: polyamine oxidase activity. The transcript has 8 exons. The coding region runs from base 26 to 1591 and encodes 521 amino acids. Lineage: Eukaryota; Metazoa; Arthropoda; Insecta; Hymenoptera; Braconidae. The record is from RefSeq and is a predicted model, not a curated record.
AGCAGAGAGAGGUUAAUGUCCGACAAUGUACAGCAAUAAAGUGAUAAAAUUAAUAAUUGUCUAUUUGGUUAUAGAUAUAACAACAGUAUUUAAAGGUUAUUCGAAGUAUGCUCAAGGUAAUAAUCUCACAAGACGUGGCAGCAUGAACAUCAAGACAAAAGUUUUAAUAAUUGGAGCCGGUGCGUCCGGAAUAUCAGCUGGCUGUCAGUUGAUUAAAAAUAAUUUCAAUGAUUUUGUUAUUUUGGAAGCAAAAAAUCGGAUUGGUGGCAGAAUUUUUACAACUAGAUUUGGUGACAAUGUAGUUGAUUUAGGCGCACAAUGGGUCCAUGGAGAAAAAGAUAACGCUGCUUAUAAUUUAGCCCAUCCUCGUGGGUUGUUAGAAUCAUCAAGUAAAUUAAACAACUACAGUAAUCAUGUUUUUGCCAUGUCUGAUGGUAAAAUUGUCCCAGCUGAAGAAACUGCUGAAAUUUGGAGAUUGUAUUACUUGAUAAGUGAUGGAAUCAAUGAAAAGUUGAAAGGAAAUGAAGAUAAAUUUAAUUCCUACGGAGAUUAUUUCAUUCAAGAAUACAACAAAGUAUAUGAAAAAAACAAAUAUACCAAUGAAAAAAGAGCUAAAGAGUAUUUGGGAUGGAUGGAACGUUUUGAUGACAGUAUACAAGGAAGCGAUACAUGGUUCGACGUAUCAACGCAUGGUAUUCUUGAAUACUGGAUAUGUGAAGGCGAUUUGUUGUUGAACUGGAAGACAAGUGGAUUCCAAACAAUACUGCAGUUGAUGAUAAAUGACAGUAAAGUUAACUCAGAUGUGAAAAUAGAAGACAAAAUAAAACUAUCUCAAGAAGUUGAAAACAUAAAUUACACGAACCCAAAUGAAAUAAUUGUAACGACCGCUGAUGGUAACAAUUACACGGCAUCAAAUGUAAUUAUAACGACGUCGUUGGGUGUUUUGAAAAAUUAUCACAAGAAAUUAUUCAACCCUUCAUUAUCUCUAGCAAAACAACGAACUAUUGAAGGAUUAAACUUUGGAUCAGUAAAUAAAAUUUUUCUCGAGUUUCCGUACCGUUGGUGGCCAGAAGAUUCAGCAGGUUUUGGGUUCAUUUGGCAGGAUGACGAUAAGAAGACAUUUUUGGCUGGCAAUAAGGAAAAUGAAUGGUUACUUGAUGUCUUUGAAUUUAUGACUGUUGACCACCAACCGAGGGUACUCUGCGGCUGGAUAAUUGGAGAAAGUUCUCGUUACAUUGAAAAAUUAAGCGACAAAUACGUCGAAGAUCAUUUAUAUGAAUUGUUGAAGAAAUUUUUGGGAAAUUCUUAUGAUAUACCAAGUCCAACUAAAAUUUUAAGGUCACAAUGGUCAACGGAUAAACAUAUACACGGUUGUUAUUCAUUCCGUAGUUUAAAAUCAGAAGAAUUAAACGCUACUGCUAGUAAAUUAGCAGAACCUAUUCUUGCGAAGAAUGGAAACCCUAUGAUCAUGUUUGCCGGAGAAGCAACACAUGAUCACUUCUACUCAACAGUUCACGGUGCAAUUGAAGCUGGGGAACGUGAAGCUAACCGUUUGAUCAAUUUUUACCGUCAAACGUCAUCACGCUUGUAGAAACUUGUUUCUUCCAUUUAUGAGUACAUAAUCAAAUAUG